Mus pahari (shrew mouse) is the source of this 466-nucleotide messenger RNA. RefSeq names its product NADH:ubiquinone oxidoreductase subunit B2 (gene Ndufb2). The coding region runs from base 51 to 368 and encodes 105 amino acids. NCBI's taxonomy places the organism in Eukaryota, Metazoa, Chordata, Mammalia, Rodentia, Muridae. The transcript has 4 exons. The record is from RefSeq and is a predicted model, not a curated record. Gene Ontology annotation, cellular component: mitochondrial inner membrane.
GGGACUCGGGGAAGUGACGCAUCAGGGGUGGGAACUGCGGUCUUGCUAGUAUGUCUGCUCUGACCCGCCUGGUACCUUUCGGUCGCGUUGGAGGCCGUCUGCUCCGAGGCUGCCGCGCGCGGGCGGCUGGAGACGGUGGAGUCCGUCAUGCUGGCGGUGGUGUGCAUAUUCAGCCCCGGUACCGGGAGUUUCCCCAGCUUACCCGGUCCCAGGUGAUCCAGGGCGAGUUCUUAAGCUCACUCAUGUGGUUCUGGAUUCUUUGGCGCUUUUGGCAUGACUCGGAUGCGGUGCUGGGUCACUUUUCAUAUCCAGAUCCUUCACAGUGGACAGAUGAAGAACUGGGAAUCCCUCCUGAUGAUGAGGACUGACACUGUAAACUCUCUGAACAAGUAGGAGCAAGGUGAGACAUUUCAAGAAAUUACAGACUUCAUUAAACGUGUAAAUUAAAGUGGCUUGCCAAAAAUGA